AUGGAUAAAAAGUCUAACGAAAGUGGCUGUGAUCUUGAAUUUGAAACUGUGCUAUAUCGUGAAGUGGGCCAAUUCGGAAAAUUUCAGCUGAUUACAAUAGCUCUGGCAUCUUUUUCCUCGCUUAUAUGUGGUUUUAUGGCAACUGAUUACAUAUUUACAAUAGGCCGUCUGCCUUAUCGCUGUGUAAUACCCGAAUGCGAUUAUCCUGAACCAGAAUUUUUACCACAGUGGAUAGCAAACGCCGUUCCAAGCACCGCAUCUGGACUAGACAGCUGUAAUCGCUACGUCAAUGUAACCGACGAGUCAACUUUAACACCGGGUACUGACGAAAUUUGUCCCGCUAUCCUGUUUAAUAGAAAUAAGACAAUUUCUUGUGAUAGUUAUGUACAUGAGAGAACUAAUACCGCUGUUUACGACUUUAAUUUAGAGUGCCAGGAAUGGCUAAGGGCCUUACCUGGAACGUUAAAUAGUGCCGGAGGAAUGGUUGCCCUCAUAUUGGCCGGUUUUGUAUCGGACCGUUUAGGGCGCAAAAUAUCAAUAGUAUUUUUUUCUUUGAAUGUUGCUUUAGUUGGAGUGAUACGAGCAUUUUCGGUCAAUUUGGCGAUGUAUGCAGCGCUACAGUUCUUACAAACGGCAAUAGGUGGCGGUGCAUUCAGUGCAGUAUACAUUUUAGCAUCCGAGAUAGUGGGUCCAGAGUUCCGAGUUAAAACGAGCGCAACAAUUUCUUCUACUUUUGCCAUGGGUCAAGUCAUAUUAGGUGUAAUUGCUUUUCUAAUUCCAGCAUGGAGAACACUGACACUAGUAUUGUAUGUGCCAGUUUUCUUAGCUGUAUCGUACUACUGGAUAGGAAAUGAAAGUUUUCGAUGGCUGCUCAGCAAAAAUAAGCAAAAGGAAGGAAGAGCCUCCUUAGAGUAUGCGGCUCGACUAAACGGAAAGCGUAUUUCAGAUGAAAGCAUGAACUUUCUGUUAACAGCAAUACCUCGUCAGAUGGAAGCCCAAAAACAUUUGAAUGAGCACAGUGUUUUGUACCGUGUUAUUAAGUCGCCUGUUCUCCUCCGUCGAUGCUGUACAACACCGUUUCUUUGGAUGACAACAACCUUCAUUUAUUACGGAUUGUCCAUUAAUUCUGUUGGAUUAUCAGGUUGGUCUUCAAUGUUGGGACGUAUCGGUUCCAUUAUAGCCCCUCUUACUCCAGCUUUGAUGGUGUAUUGGUCGGGGAUCCCAUCAAUAAUGUUUGCAGUUACUGCAAUAAUAUCUGGUUUUUUGGUACUCACGCAACCCGAAACCAUGGGGCUAAAGGUACCUGAUACGAUUGAAGACGCUGAGUAUCUUGGAAAAUAA
Messenger RNA from Arctia plantaginis, 1341 nucleotides. The record is from the annotation of a GenBank genome assembly. NCBI's taxonomy places the organism in Eukaryota, Metazoa, Arthropoda, Insecta, Lepidoptera, Erebidae.